AUGUUGGGCCGGUUAUCAAAAGCGUCUGCUAGAACGGCAUCAAGGUAUUUUUCAAGUACCUUCCGUUCAAAUGGGGAAUUCAAUGAACCUUUAUCUGGACAUGACAUGCCAAGGGCAGGAGGCAUCGCUUCAAUGAUGCGACUGCCAGUUCAAGACAAUGCAAGCGGUUUGUAUGCCUGCUUUGUUGGAGUUCCUUUAGACAUUGGAACAUCUAAUAGGGCAGGGACUAGACACGGUCCUCGUCAAAUCCGAGCGGAAUCAUCACUGCUACGCAAGCUGAACAUCGCAACCGGAGCCUCUCCGUUUGAUUCAUUCCAAGUAGCUGAUGUUGGUGAUGUAAAUCUGAACCUGUACAACCUACCAAAGGCAUGUGAGGAUAUCCGUAACCAUUUCUCUGGCAUUGUUCAGACUGGCUGUAUACCUUUGGCCCUGGGAGGUGAUCACACCAUGACCUAUCCAAUUCUACAGGCUAUCAGGGACAAGCAUGGCCCAGUAGGUUUGGUCCAUGUUGAUGCCCAUGCCGACACCAACGACACCAUGCUGGGUGAAAAAAUUGCUCAUGGGACACCAUUUCGUCGUGCCAUGGAAGAGGGAUGUCUGGACGGACAUCGUGUUAUACAGAUUGGACUACGUGGUUCAAAUUACAACAUCACUGAUUAUGACUGGGGACGGGAACAAGGUUUCCGAGUAGUCCUGGGCCAUGAAUGUUGGCAUAAGUCCUUGACCCCUCUAAUGUCUGAAGUUAGAGAGAUGAUGGGUGACCGCCCUGUCUACAUAACCUUUGAUAUUGAUGCCCUAGACCCAGCUUAUGCUCCAGGAACAGGUACACCAGAAAUAGCUGGCCUAACACCUGCCCAGGGAUUGGAAAUCAUACGAGGAUGUCGAGGCAUGAACAUUGUCGGAGGUGAUCUGGUAGAGGUGUCGCCACCGUAUGACCCCUUUGGCACCACAGCAUUAACAGGAGCUAACCUGCUUUUUGAGAUGUUAUGUGUUCUUCCGGAAUGCAAAUAUCUGCGUUAAGGAACAGAAAUUUGAAGACAUCAUACUUUAUAUGAAUGGAGAGAGAUCACAUUGUCAUAUUACAAACAAUACACUUGAAAGUAUACUACACAGGUCAUUUUCUGGAGGAAAAAAUAAGAAAUAUGGAACAGUAUGUAAAAUCAUGGUUUUCGAGGCAGUCAUAAUCAAAUCAGUAUUUUGCAUUCUCACAGCAUUGAAAUUUAAUAAUGUAAAUUUUGUCUGGAGAUCUCUUUUGACUUUCAACCGAUUCCAUUCAAACUUGGUAGGCUAAAUAACCAUGACCUGAGGUUGAGUUUUCGUGAAUGGCAGUAUGACUCCAUAGAUAUUCAAAAGAGUUAAUGCUCCUUGUUGUUUCUAUAAUUUAAAAUCUUUU
Molecule: messenger RNA, 1393 nt
Organism: Ylistrum balloti
Lineage: Eukaryota; Metazoa; Mollusca; Bivalvia; Pectinida; Pectinidae
Product: agmatinase, mitochondrial-like
Exons: 7
Coding region: 1-1020 (339 amino acids)
Molecular function (GO): metal ion binding; agmatinase activity
Source: RefSeq, a predicted model, not a curated record